Messenger RNA from Microbotryum saponariae, 527 nucleotides. NCBI's taxonomy places the organism in Eukaryota, Fungi, Basidiomycota, Microbotryomycetes, Microbotryales, Microbotryaceae. The record is from the annotation of a GenBank genome assembly.
AUGGGCGAGAUAGAUAUCGAGUGUGUGUUAAAGAAGAGGGAGAGAGUGAACGAAACCAGAGCCUUAGAUAGUAUCCGCGUGCAAGCCACCUCUGAGUCCAAUCAAGACACCACACCGCCAUCUGCCUCCAUCCGGCGCCGCGCCACGCGCGCGCCAACUUCCCAAUGCCACAAGUCCCUCUGGACCGCUGACCCUUUACUAAUUUCCCACAACAGUAUCAUAGUACGAGCGACGAAGUGGUACCUUACGACUCUGCCCUGAAGACGGCUCAAUCGUGGUGCCGCAACGGCGCCAAGAUCAACUUUGUCACCGAGAAAGGUUUUUUUGGAGGUCACCUCGGAACCCAGAUCUCUUACGGGUCGAUAGCCUAUUCUUGGCUCUACAACCAGCUCCGUGGAACCAUGGCACCGCUCACCGAAUGCACAUUCACCUCAGAAAUGCAUCUUGAGCUUCCCAUCAGGGCUCGAGCCGUAGCCAGCGUCAGGGCAGAAUCGACGAAUCGGACGGUGGAACGGGUCCUCGGUUGA